AUUGUACGUGCACGAGCUACCCUGUUUGUUUGUGUAGCGAGAGGUUGAAAAUGGCGAAGAGGAGAGACCAACGCGACAAUUUAAGAUUCAAAUAUUAGCAAAUCGUGAAUGACAAUUUCCAAACAAACGCAAAUUGUAUUUCAAAAUAACUUUAUUUUUUAAGCGGAGACGAGGAGUAUCCGAACACCGCUAACUGGUUUUGAAACUGGCUUUAAAUUAGUUAGCAUUGCUAAUCUCGCUGGCUUCAAUCGUGUGAUUUUUUUUUUAUCUCAACCUUGUUUGUCAACAUUAGCGAACGGCGAACUUUUCCUUGACUAGUGACUGUAACUACGCUGCUAGAUCACAUUAUCAAUAACCCGCGGAAGAGAUUGAUUAACGGAACGGCGGAUCUGAAAAUCAAACCAGCCGGACUAGCUUACAGGCUUGUUGGCUAGCUCAUGGCUGACAAAUAUUUACAUCUCAAUUAGCUAGCCCGAGCUUAAUGCAUGGAAAUGCGGAUCAAACUUCCCUCAAUCCCUGUAGCUAAAUAAAGAUUGCAUUGAAAUCGGAUACAUAAUACAUAAAACAGUCUGAGAAACAGGAGGUCCAGCUCGCUUCCUCCUCCCCGUGUGGGAUGGUACUGCAUGACGGGGAGGCCGUGGCGCCGUAGCCCCCUCUCCUGGAUCCAGCCAGCCAGCCCGUUUCGCCACCCCACUCAGAGCCGAGGAUCACAGCCACAGCAGCCCCCACAUGAGUCCCCCUCUAGACCGCUAGAUGAAAAUGAGUGCUGUGGGGGAAAGUGCCCUGGACCCUGCCACACCUGAGUUCCGCAAGAGGAAAGGCUCACCAUGCGACACCUCAGGGCAGAGUGUGGAGAAGCGGCGGCGGGAGUUGGAGUGCCGUUACAUAGACGAGCUGGCCGAUCUCCUCUCCGCCAACAUGGGUGACAUCGCCAGCCUCAACGUCAAGCCGGACAAGUGCCACAUCCUGAAAAGCACCGUGGACCAGAUCCAGCAGAUCAAACGCCGCGAGCAGGAGAAAGCGGCGCUAAUGUCGGCGGAUGACGAGGUCCAGAAGAGCGACAUCUCGUCCAGUAGUCAGGGUAUGGUGGAGAAAGAGGCCCUGGGCCCACUGCUGCUGGAAGCCCUGGACGGCUUCUUUUUUGUGGUGAACCGUGAGGGCCGGAUCGUGUUUGUGUCUGAGAAUGUGACGGGUUACCUAGGUUACGCCCAGGAAGAGCUAAUGACCUCCAGCGUGUACAACAUCCUCCACGUGGGUGACCACAACGAGUUCGUCCGCAACCUUCUGCCCAAGAGCCUCGUGAACGGCGUGCCGUGGCCCCAGGAGCAGGGCCGCAGGAACAGUCACACGUUUAACUGCCGAAUGCUGAAGAGGCCUCCUGACGAGGUGGACACGGAGAACCAGGAGGCGCGACAGCAGUAUGACGUCAUGCAGUGUUUCACCGUUUCCCAGCCCAAAGCCAUGCAGGACGAGGGAGACGACCUGCAGAGCUGCCUGAUCUGCAUAGCCUGCCGGAUGCCCCGCCCCCCACAGGUCCCCGUCAGCACUGAGUCGUUCAUCACCAAACAGGACCCCACAGGUAAGAUCAUCUCCAUUGAGACCAGUGCUCUGCGGGCGACAGGACGGCCGGGCUGGGAGGACCUGGUCAGGAAGUGCAUCUACGCCUUCUUCCAGCCCCAGGGCAAAGAACCCUCCCACGCCAAGAAGCUGCUUCAGGAGGUGAUGACCCACGGCACGGCCAUCAGUCCUCUUUACCGGUUCACCCUGAGUGACGGGACCCCGCUCAGCGCUCAGACACGCUGCAAGUUCUGCUGCCCCCCGAACCCCGACGUUCAGCCCUUCAUCAUGGGCAUUCACACUAUCGACAGGGAACACAACACUGCUAGCUCUCAGGAAAACACUAACUCCAGCCUUCUACUGACCCAUAGGAGCCCUGCUCCCUCCCGCUCCCCUGCCCUCCCCCCGGGCAGUGAGGCCAGCCAAGCCCCGGGCCCCACCUCAGGCCUCCUUCUCAACAACAGCUCCGGCCCCCCCGCUCCCGCCCCACCCACCAGCCAUUCAUCAGGGUACCCGGCGCCCAACCGGAUGUGUCCUCAGCAGGUCAACUGCCCCUCGCCCCUGGGCAGCCCCCUCACAGCCGCCCCUACCUCAUUCAUGUCGCCCAGGCCCUCCAGGGGCAGUCCGGGGCUGGGCGGCAGCCCUCGCGUACCAGGGAACCCUUUCUCCCCUUCCACCCCUGGCCUCCACUCCCCGGCAGGAGCCCUGGGAGUGGGAGGCUGUGGCUCGGGCGCUGUCAUCCUCAGCCGGCAGCACUCUGGUGGGGAAGGCGGAGCAGGGACCCCCCUUGGUUUUUCCCUGCCCUGCACGCCCACCAGCUCCCCAGCACGCCCGCCUCCCGCCAAGCCCCCUGAGGGAGUGGGAGGAGGUGGGGGAGGAGGGGACCUGACUAAAGGACAACAGGGGGGUAGCCUCAAACGCAACCAGCUCCUGGAGAGUGGUGGCGUGGUGACGCCUGGUGACGCCGCCUGCGCCUCUCCCCGUCCCGCCCCCCACCCCGCCACACCCACCUCCACCCCUCAGUGCCCGGCGUCCCACAGCACGCUGACCGAGCGCCACAAGAUCCUCCACCGCCUCCUGCAGGACAGUAGCCCGGCAGAAGGUGGUGACGGCAAGGAGCCCGAGAUCAAGAAGGAGCCCCCCGCCAGCCCGGCCACGGCCAAACCCGCCGGACCCCCCGCCACGCCCCAGGACCAUCAGCUGCUGCGCUUCCUCCUGGACACGGACGAGAAGGAUCUGGGAGACCUGCCUCCCCCAGCCGCUUUAAGCCUGCAGACAGUCCGGGUCAAGACCGAGAAGAGGACGGGCGGGGACAGCGCCCCCUAUGCUGGGGCCUGCGCCACCCCCAGCCCUAAGCCCAAACCCAGCCCUGCAGACAACAGGCCACCCAGAGACCCGUUCCUCAGUGGACAUGCUGACCUGGAUCCUCUCAGCCAGCUGCUGCCCACCCUCAGGGGCCCCGCUGGGGCCAAGCAGGGCAGCGAGGAGCAGGAUGGCCCCCAGGCCCUGUUGUCCCAUAGCCAGACACAACCUCAAACUCGGCUCCAGUCGCCCCCACAGCCUCAACCCCAACUCCAGUCACCUAUUCAACUCCAACCGCAGAACCAUCUUCAGACCUCUACCUUACUCCAGCCCAGUGAGGCCAACAUUCCCAGAGCAGUGAGCGUGAAGAGGGAGCCUCCCGGAACACCAAGCCGAGGGCUGACUGAUAGCUCCAACCUGCAGAACCAGUCACACUUCUGUAGUCCCACCACCCCCAGCCAGGGACAAGGGGAUCCCUUCCAGACACCCAAAGACAGUAGCAGCCCCUUCUCAGAGCUUGGACUCAUGAACUCGUUCAACUCCAGCACUGGGUUAUCUAAGAUGGAGACAGACUCUCAGCAUUUCCAGCCCCUGGCCCUGACUGAGUCUCUGUCCUUUGAUGGAGACAUGGGAAACGCUGUGCCAGCCCCUCUGGCCUCGCCUCAGGAGCAGUGUGUCCCGUGCCCACUGGAUGAGCUGCUGUGCCCUCCCACCACGCCGGAGGGUCGGAAUGACGAGAAGGCCCUGUUGGACCAGCUGGUUUCCUUCCUGAGUGGCACGGAUGAGAGCGAGCUGGCCGAGCUGGACAGAGCCCUGGGCAUCGACAAGCUGGUGCAGGGCGGUUGCUUCGACCCCGUACCUCACCGGUUCCCCUGCCAGCCCCCUUCCCCCAUCUCCACGGACCCCAAGCCUCCUGGCUACCCCUCUCAGUUCACCUCAGGCCCUCCGGCCCAGUUCCCUCCAGAGGUGGCAGGGUGUCAGGGUAUGGGGGGCUUCGGGGUGCCCAGGGGUGCCUUCCCCGGGGGCAUGGGCAUGACACUGAGGCCCAGCAUGGGCAGAGCACCUGGCCCGGCCAACCAGAUCCGGCUGCCACCCAACCAGCUGAGGUUACAGCUGCAGCAGAGGCUGCAGGGUCCACAGCAGCUCCAGAACAGGCUGGCUGCCAUGAGCCAGUUCCCAGGAGGAGCACACGUUGCCAUGGGAAUGCGUCAGGGAGUGCAGCAACCUCAGAUGUCCUCUCAGCCCCCUUUGAACGCCCAAAUGCUGGCCCAGAGACAGCGGGAGCUUUACAGCUUCCAGCACCGCCAGAGGCAGAUCCUGCAGCAGAAGGUCAUGAUGAUGCGACAGGGCAUUGGGGUCCGAGGGCCUAUGGGGGCCACCAGAGGACAAAAAGGGCCGCAGCAGCAGCAGCCGCCGCCACCGCAGCAACAACAGCAGUUUGUUUACUCGCCAGGCUUCAGCCCCAUGCCAGGAAACCCACCCAGUUCCCCUAGUCACUUCAAUCCCAUGGGAGUGUCCCUGGACCCCAAGCUGUCGGGUCGGGCCCCUAUGGCCAGCCAGGCAGCCAUGAUGGGGGGCAUGCAGGGGCAGUUUGGGCCAGCGGUGAACUCGGCAGUCCAGCCUGGGCUCUUCCAGCAGUUUGGAGGACCAGCCAUGGUUCAGCAAGGAACUGAGCUCAGCCCCACCAGCCCACUGCUGUCUCCUCAGAACUCCACCUCCCAGAGUCCUCUGCUCCAGCAGGCCCAGCCUCCUGGGUACCAGUCACCUGACAUGAAGAGCUGGCAGCAAGCUGGCAUGGGCAGCAACAGCUUGUUCAGCCAGUCUGGUCAGACCACGCCCCAGGCCUUUGGCCAGCAGGGAGUCUACAACAACAUGAGCAUCACUGUGUCCAUGGCAGGAGGCUCAGGGGGCGUGGCCUCGCUAACUCCCAUGGGACCAUCCGUCGGCAUUGGCAACAGUAACCUUGGCAACAUGAACUCUGUGUGUAAUGAUCAGGUCCAGCAGGUUCAAGUGUUUGCCGAUGUCCAGUGUACGGUGAACCUGGUGGGCAGCGACUCUUACCUAAACCAGUCGGGGUCCAUGGUCCCACAGAAGGGCACCCCGGGGCCUCAGAGCACCCAGUCCCAGCAGAAGAGCCUUCUCCAGCAGCUCCUUACAGAGUGACUCCAACUCAACCCGGGGAAAGAUGCUCCACAGACCACCAACCUCUUCUCUUUCUCACCUUUGGUUUUAGACAGCUACCUGUUGGACUGGUUCAGAGGGUCCGGGGGGGGGUGGGGAUGUGGGGGUUGAAGCCCAGGAACCAGCGUGUUCCCAGAGUGUUUCUGGUCUUGUAUUAAACCGGAAAGCAGCAGUGAUCCUGGUUACCUACUUUCAACACAGUCUGCUUCCUGUUCUGAGAAUGGAAUCAGGCUCCUGAUUUGCCAAGUAGUUGUGCUCAUCAAAACAAAGCCUGGUUCCUCAUUGGCCCGUUGCAGCAGUGCGUUUUGGGAGCAGGAGCAGCGUACAGCUGAGCUCAGCUUUGGGUGGUUAAUCAGUCGCCUUUGGCCCUUAUUGUAGGGUUGGUCAGACGAUGUCGCAGGGACAACUUUUGGGAAUGUUCGGUUUUUAACUUCUGCAGUGGGAAGCUCAGUUUCAGCUGGAUCUGUCACUGACUUGCUCUCUCCACUGCAAUGCCUGAUGGGAGAAAGUUCCCAGCUCUCGUUUUUUUGUUUCUGUUUGUCUCUGUUCUUGUCGUCUGCGUCGCCAGGACAACAAGCAUCAUGGCCAGGAUGGGAUAGGAGACUGCUCUGCUCAGUUGCCAACACUGUCUUUCCUGGGAGGACAUUUUCAAACUACCAGACUGUUAAACUGUCUGUCCCACACUUUUGUCUCCCCUGCCGCUGUGAAUAUGAGCCACAUUGGGUUCUCCUUGUCCUAUCAGUGUUGUUUGUCAUGUGGAACGGUGCAGGUGGGGUAGUAUUGUGCAGCAUAGACGGACAAAGAUUGGGAUGAGUUCACACUUUCUACUUUCCUUUCAAAAGCAACUGUCAUUUUGAGCUCAAACUAUACAUUGUGAUUCAAUGCAGGUUUUUUAUAAUUUUUUAUUUGCGAGUAAUAUGUCGGUUAUUAUAAUUUUUUUAAAGGUGAUGUUUAGCAUCAUUAAAAUGUAACACUGCUAAAUGUUGUUGAGGCGGGGAAAAUGUCUGUGUUUUCUGUAAUGUGAAAAAAGAAAGCAUAAGAAUUUGAACAAUUGAUUUAGAAGUGGCUAGCUCUGCUCUUGUGGCAUCCCACUGAAUGUGGCAUCCCUUAAAUUAAACUCCAAACAAACAAGAGUGGUUUAUUAACAUUACGCAAUGACAUUAAUUGGUUGUAACUUUAUACUGUAGAAUGUCCUUACCAAGAACUGAUAAAAGUGUAACGGGGUGUUUGUCUUGGAAACACCGUUCUCUCUCUCCCCACCAACUCUGCCCGCGAGGAUGCCAUGUCACUCCACUGGCCGCGCACUACAGCUCUUAUUGACUGCUCAUGUGACUACUGUUGCCCAGUCAGACACUGUCUAUCAGCCCUGACCUCUGUCCAUAUUGACUAUACACAUUCAUUCACAUAGAAUGUGCUGCCAACAAACACCACGCUUUUAUGGGGGUACACGAGAACCUAUUAACAAGCAAUAAACCGUAAAAUGAAGAAACAACGGCGAAGUACAGAAAGAUUUGGUUUCCCCCGGCUUGAUCCCAGGUAUGUGUAUUUUUGAAUAACAGAAGGCUUUCUAAAGGAUAACUGGUUCGGCCCAACUAGAUGUCUCACUGUGUAUACAAGAUAUUUCACAAAGUGUGCAACAUUACCGAGCACAGCUGAUUACCCAGGAGGGUUAGGGAGGAUCAGUUAAAAUAGCAUGCGUGAUCUCCCAUCCUCCUCCUGAGGCCUCUACCAAGGCCUCACUCCUACAAUGUUCUAUGAUUUGUGAAUCACUUUGUGUACAGUUUCAAUGGCGUCUGUGUGCGUGUGCUUUGUAUCCAAACAGUGGCUCAGGUGUCCUCACCCUGCGACUCAGACUCGUGCUGAAUGUGGCAUCACUUUGUGUGUUGUGGAUUCCAGUUAACAAGCAGAGCUGGCAUCAGUUUCUAUUCGGAGGUAUUUACAGAAAAGCGUCGUUUGUGAAGACCUUUGUUUCACAAAACCAAUUGUUCCUGUGUAUUUUAAGACAACUUAACAUUUUGCUUUACUUUUGACCUUAAUGCAUAUAAUUCAAAACAAUAUAUGUAUGAUUAAUAUAUUAUCCGUUUUUGUUUUCAUUUCUUCUGUUUUUGUUUUCUUUCAAAGGGGUGUGUGUAAUUAGUUAGUACUUACCGAUCGAUCGAAAGAUGACCGAACUAACUAAGUCUCUUUGGAUGAGAGUGUCUGCUAAAUGACUAACAUGUAAUAUAAACAUUAAGGUUGAAUCUGUUCCUGAGCCACUGUUUGGUUUAUGUAAAUAAAUAUACACAUUACAACACACACAAAAUGAACAGAAUGUAUGUGGAAGGAUUACUUUUGUUUUCAGUAUACAGUACAUUUGUAUUAUAUUGGGUACCAGCUAAUGGUUUCACACUCAAAGAAGUGUUACGAAGGAUCAUUUCUUCGUUUGAUGGACGUCUUUACACACUCUCAAGCCUCAAGUCCUCAUUGAGGAACAGGCAGGCUUGUAUAGAUAGUGGUAUUAGAACUAACAUUUCAUCAAAUGGAGAAGUUAAUCCAAUCUGUUAAUAUUACCUGUCUAUCAUUUGAAAUAUAAUAUGCCAAAUACAAAACUACAUUAGACAGUGCUCAUUGAGAACCAUUAUUUUAUGCAAGAGCCGCUCAGUGGCCAAGACAGUCCAUUCAGUACAGGUACAAGGUAAAUAUUUAAAAAUAUUUUUUUUUGUUUGUUUUUUUUCCAACAUGUUAACAUGUAUAUAACAGACAAUGUGAAUAUGUAUUUGUUCAGAAUCAACAAAAUGUAGUGCUCCAAGUUUGUGGUAUUAACUACUCACUUCCAUUUUAUUUUUUUAUUUUUCAUUUUCAUGUAUAUGACUGUCUGACAUACAUAUGUAUGUGAUUAAUACUGUAUAUCUGGUGUUUAAGAUGGAAUCUGAAUAUGUCCUGAUUUGAUUUCUUCUUCUUUUUAGAUACCUGCAAGUUUUCCUGUGGGUGUUGGUCAGAUUGCUUUUUAUGCGAGAGAAUGGUUUAGCGACUGCUGAAUGUGAUUUUACUGAGAGAGAAGCAGCGUGGACUGGCUUUUGUAUGGGUUAAUUUAAAAAAGGCCAUAUUAUUUAAUUUCUCUGUUGUCAAAAGGUUUAAACAGAUCUGAGAAAGUGGAACCUUGGAUUCUGAGAAGCAUUGUUUUGGUAGUUUAGUAAGCUUUUAUUGAUUGCCUGGUGUAGUUUUUGCAUUUUGAGAAGUUAUGACCAAAGCUUCAAGAUGUUUCAUUCAUAUCACACACAAGGCUCAUGCAAUCGGACAAGAAAAAAAAUUUAGCGUUUGUUCUAAAUGGAAAUACAGUAGUCUAAUACAUUCAUACAAGCUCCUCCUUCACCAUACUACUCAAUUCUGGAAGUUUGUGCUUUGCAUGUUUUACAAUGCUUUUUUAACACCGAUACUGACAAGUGACCUAUCCGCUAUAUUUAUUUCAUGCAACUUUUAUUAUUUUACAUUUUCAGACGUAUGAGUUAAACAUUUCUCUCUUUUUCCAUAGCAAAGACAUAACCAGGCUUGUAGGGCCUAAAGCACUGUCACUGUUUACAGGAGGAGUGAACGUUACAACCGCUAGCUAUGCACCUUAAUGAAAAGGCAUUUCUUUCACAAUUUAGAUAUUCAAAACCACACUAUAGAAUCUGAGUAAAUGAUUUAAUCAAGGUAUUUUCAGUCAUUAGUUAAUUGAAGAGAAGAAACUCAUGAACUUACAUUUUAGUUUUUUUACUUCAACUAGCAUUCUUGAUAGUCGUCUGAUCUGUCAACUGAAUCUCAGAGAUUAAGGUUAUUCUAAAAACAGAAAUGUCUUUAGCUGAAUACUUUAUACCAAAUUUCAGGUGCCUCUUGUAUAUAUUUUCUGCAUAGAGGACGGCUCCUUGCUGUUUGAUGUUGUUAAUGAGGAUUUUCUUAUCUUUACCUUUAUAAAAACAAGUUUGGUGUAUUUUACAUGACUUUUUUACUAAAUAUCUAAAUAUUCCAGGAAAUUGCAAGAAAUACAAUCUAGUUUUGCACUUUAUAUCAGAACUAUUAAAAGGAACCAGGCCAUCUUGAAUACUACACAUGUUCAAAUCAGAUUACUAUUUCAUAAUUGCCAUGAAGAAAAAAAGACAUCCCCUGAAUGUAAUAAAGAGUAAAAUAAUAAUUUUACUUUUCUUUUAGUAAUCCUAGUAGUUUCUCAGGUUCAUUAAGAACUUGGAUCUAUAGCCCAUCAAUACGAUGACAAGAAGUGGACAUUAUCAACAGCUAAACAAUAGAGUUUAACAUUUGAUCCUCUCCUCUGCCACAGAUCCUCAAUCUAAACUAUGCUUAUCUUCUUCAGGUGAACCACCUCCCCUCUCCCGCCAACCACCCGCUAACACGCUAACAGUCAUACAUCCUGUCCUGCUGCAGCUUUAACUGUUCAAAACAUUCCUUAACUCUGCUCUCAGCUACCUAGCAUCGCUGUGCUAUGCUCUGCCUCUUCCUUCUAAACUUAGUCAUUGAAAAACCUGCUGAUCAGUAAUGGCCCAACUAAGUUUACUGCAACGUGACCCGUAAUUUGCCCCAUACUGCCUAAUAGAAAAAUAACAUCCUUAGAUCACUGAGAGUAGCGCACUCUACCAUAUAUAUAUAUAUGUAUUACCUCUUAACUGUUCAGAGUAUUGGCGCAACUGUCUGCUGAUGCUAAGUUUGUCAAGUAUUGUUAAGAGCUGCCUUAUGGAGACUGAAGGUGGUUGUGGUUGGAGAAGUCUAGAAAGCUUAUCUCACCACUUCUAAGGGCAAUGAUCUCUCAUUGAAACAAGGUUCCACUUUUUCCCCUGUAAAAUUAAUAUAAAUAAAUAUAAAUAUAUAUAUUAUACAUUUUACUAAUUUUGUCCAGUUUUGUUUAUUAUACUUCUGUAAACUUGUUUUUAGAGAGGAAUUGGAGCAGCUGUGUGGGAUAAUAUGAAUGAAGUAUCUGAGAGAAUUAUGCAUGCUUUUAUUUCUGUUUCCUGGUGGAAUACCUGGGAAUAAUCCUACAUUUUCUUAGGACGUCAUAGACAAUCAGUCUCAGGCUGGGUCCAGUACCUACAGGGGUCCCUGUAGGCUGAAAAACAAACUGUAUUUGCAUCUACUGAAACAGUCUUAUUUUUCUGUCCAUUUCUUGGAAGUAUGUGGCUGCUCAGACUGGGAUUAGUUCAGAGUUUACACACUUCUACACAUACACACACACAACACACCUUGUGCGUUCAGUCCCUCUGUUGCUUUUCCAAGGUGAAGAUGCUGACCUUGAAGGAAAUGAUGCUUUGACUAACAAAUUUAUAACAUCCAUGAAUGUGAGAAUGCAACACAUUGCAAUAAAAGCACCAUUUAAAAUGUU
Messenger RNA from Esox lucius (northern pike), 10387 nucleotides. RefSeq names its product nuclear receptor coactivator 1 (gene ncoa1). The transcript has 21 exons. Gene Ontology annotation, biological process: cellular response to hormone stimulus; positive regulation of transcription by RNA polymerase II. Gene Ontology annotation, cellular component: nucleus. Gene Ontology annotation, molecular function: protein dimerization activity; nuclear receptor binding. Lineage: Eukaryota; Metazoa; Chordata; Actinopteri; Esociformes; Esocidae. Bases 754 to 5022 code for a protein of 1422 amino acids. The record is from RefSeq and is a predicted model, not a curated record.